This is a messenger RNA of Cherax quadricarinatus, 959 nucleotides long. RefSeq lists its product as uncharacterized. Lineage: Eukaryota; Metazoa; Arthropoda; Malacostraca; Decapoda; Parastacidae. The record is from RefSeq and is a predicted model, not a curated record.
AGGAGAGCCAACAGCAGCAGCAGUGACACACCAGAUCCACCCAUCACUGUUGUUCAAGUCUCUACCACAAGUGCUGAGAGGAUAAAAUGGGAUCAGUAGGAAUCACUGGCAAGGAGUAAUAAUGUAUCAGGUACCGUGAUGACUGGCUACCUAACCUGGAUGACAGUGGCGGUGCUGCUGGUCGCUGUCUCUUCCAUACCAAUACCUUCUCAAUCUCAUGUCACUGGAACAACAAAUGUGGAGAAUUUACUUCCAGGAAAUCAUGAUGACACCAGACCAGCCAAGGAAAUACUGAUUUGGGAUGACUCAGACAUCGACGAGAAGAGUUCGUCAGAGAAAUUUGGUGUCAGAAGCAUGGAAGUGAUCCGGACCAAACGUAGAGUUGGGGCUCGACCCAGGGCAGGGCGGAUAAAAAUUAAAAAGGAAAGGCUUCGGAAAAGCCGGCAAUAGUUAAUGUCGUGACUGUUUCCAACAUAAAGACGAUCUUUCACGGCUGAACUGAGUCAUCAGGAAGCCAUCUUCCGUAUUUCAAGACUGUGAAUUCAUGAAUUACUUAUAUAACUUGUGUUUAAUAUGAAGUAAAAUUUUAUGAGCAGGUAUGUCUACUAACUGAUGCUCUUAACUAAGAGCAGGUAUGUCUACUAACUGAUGCUCUUAACACAGUUACUCUCAAACAGUGAGGCGCGGCAGACAUGGAAGCCUGACUGGGCUUCCAUAUUAGCCACGAGCUUCUAGUCUUAGAUAAGGCUUUCAUUCUCAUAACUUGAUGGCGUCAUAAAUGUACACAUACUACUCGGGUUAUAAUUUUUGUACAAGUUACAUUUACAUGGAUAAACUGAGACUCGCAUUAUGAAGUCUUGUACAUUAAAUCUUUGUUAUGCUGAUAUUUUUGUUCCCAUAAUACAAUGAAUUAUUUUAUUUAUUGAAAAACCAAUAAAUGUAAAAUGAAAUGUAGUUUU